AUGUCGUCCAUAGCGCUGCGUCGCCCUCGACCGGCUCCCCGUCGCGUUUCUGCUCGACACGAGAGCGUCUCGCCAUCUACCGUCACGCCGCUCCGGCAAUUUGCCGUUCAUCGAGCUCACGCCACGGCAGAUUUUACAGAAGCAGACGAGGACGAGGACGAGGAUGAGGAUGAGAAUGAGGACAACGGCUUCGGGAAUACCAACAGCAACAGCAACAACAACAGCAAUCACAACAGAACCGACCCCGGCCCUCUUGACGACACCAACGGCAGCAGCAACAACACUCGCCGCCGCCAUGAACGCCAUCGCAGGAGACGCAAUACGCUGCCAGUCCUUCCGCUCUUCUCCUCGACGCACCUUGACACGCUUCCCGUUUACAGCCUCACUCACGCAAUCCGAAUCAUCGUGAGUUCCCGCACAGAGACGACGCUUACCUGGGAUCAGCUACGGUCCCCACAGGUCUCUCAAUUCCUUGUCAAGCCGAUGCAGCAACAGAUUCGCAACCAACACUUCUCGCGAGCCACCCUCUACGCCCUCAUGGCAAACCGUCUCCAAUUCACAAAGGAAGGCCAGCUGUAUGCCGCCAAUGCGGGCACCAGCAACACCAGGGCCAAGGUCUGUGAGCUGUUGGCCCUCAAGCUGCUCAAGGAGUACUCCACUCGCGAGCUGAUUGAUGCAUUGGCCUACGACUUUUACCCUCUCCAAGGUAUGCCCGGAGCACAACCACCCCCCACGGCUGGCAGCUCAGGCAGCAAGUCCAAAAAUGCCCCCCUUGUAGCGUCGCGGACGUCAACUCUAGAGGUUGCAAUCCGAGCCUCGGCCAAGCAUUUCCUCGCCCACCCGGUUGUGGUUCAGCAGCUGGAGGCCAUCUGGAAUGGUGCCAUUUCCUUCUAUUCUUCUGCCGAUAGCCUGCACCGGGAGUCGCCCUCGAGCCCCUUUUCACGCUUCAAUAGCCAGCCCAAAGUUGAUGAUAGGACUCCCCUCCUGGGCUCUCUGCCUCCCAAGCAGACCAACUUUGCCGUUCCCCCGGGCAGAAGAACUGUGAUGUUGUACGACCCUAGGCAGGCAUCCUUGCUGAAGCUGUCUCGUCUCAGGGUGCCGCGAUAUAGAUCUUUCCUGUCUACACUGUCCCUUGCCGUUCUGAUUGGACUCUUCUUGGCCGUCCUAUCUAGACGAUCUACACAAAUCACCGGCCUGGAACUGGUCUUUUGGUUCUGGAGUGCGGGCUUUAUGCUUGAUGAACUGGUGGGCUUCAAUGAACAAGGGUUUGCCCUGUACAUCAUGAGCUUUUGGAACAUUUUUGACUUGGGUAUCCUGGUGCUGCUCAUUGCCUAUUACUGUAUGCGUGUCUAUGGCGUCUUCCUCGCCGACCCUCACCACUGGAAUGCCAUGGCGUACGAUGUGCUAGCCGCAAAUGCCAUCCUGCUGCUGCCUCGCAUCUUCAGCAUCCUGGACCACUACCAGUACUUUUCUCAGCUACUCAUUGCCUUUCGGCUCAUGGCGGCAGACUUGGCGGCUGUCUGUGUUCUGAUUCUCAUUGUGUGUAGCGGCUUUUAUGUCUUCUUCACCUCUUCCACCACCUCUAGUGAUGGAGGCGAGGUUGCCUACAAGAUUUUCCAAAUCCUCAUGGGUUUCACACCUGCCGCUUGGGAUGUAUGGCCAUCGUAUAACUGGCUUGCGCGAGCGUUGUUGUGCUUGUUCCUCAUUAUCUGCCACUUCUUGAUUGUGACAAUUCUCAUUACAGUCUUGACCAACUCCUUUAUGGCUAUUGCCUCCAAUGCCACCGAAGAGCAUCAAUUUCUCUUCGCCAUCAAUACCAUCUCAAUGGUGAAAAACGACGCUCUAUUCUCUUAUAUCGCACCUACCAACAUCUUUGCAUGGCUACUCAUGCCGCUGCGUUACUGCAUGCCGCUUCGCCAUUUCGUAUUGCUCAAUCGUAUCAUCAUCAAGGUGACUCACUGCCCCAUCUUGUUUUGUAUAUUCUUGUACGAAAGAUUAUGGUUGGCGCCGUCCAUUUUUGAGCCCACGGAUCUGGUAGAGAAUCCAGGACGAAGUCGGGGUCGGGCCAUUUCCUUUGGGGAUAUGGCCAACCGGACCAGCAUCUUCAGUCCUAGCAUGCGCGUACGUGAAGAAUCGGUGGCAGGGUAUCAAAAGGACAGGGCUCUCGACGAGCUGUUUUUGCGCAUGCCCGACGCCACGAGGUCACAAAGGAGGCACGAGAAACGCAAGACACAAACGGCGAUUCGAAAUUGGAUGGACCGCAAUGACCAGGAUGGAGUCGGCAGCACUAACUGGCCACCAACGGACAAUAGGCCUGUCCCGGACUGGCAAAGAAGAAUGAGCAUGGGCUGGGAUCUACGUUCCAACUCUAGGCAGGUAUCCGAUCUCAGAUCCAUCGUCAGCGACCCGGCAGACCUAGCGUCCAAUGUUGGAGGAACCUCAUAUCGGGCGUUCCCCAUGAUGGAUCCCCGAUUCAUGGACCCUCGUUUUGCCCAUCUGAUGCCCGAGUAUAAAGACCACACCGAUGCUGAUGGAGAUGACGAACUGGUCACAAACGAUGAAGACGAAGACGACCUUGGAACCAGUGCUGAUCCCCGUGGUCCGAUGGGAGGCAAUGCCGCCCCAAGCGAGACUGAUGACUAUUUCACAACAACUCCUACGGGAGCGCGGUCUGCCGUUAUAGCUUCCUCUCAUAGUUCGGACGAAAAGGAAAAGCCUCCUAGCAAGCCUAGGCGAACAGGGAUACACAAUCGCACACUUUCUACAAACACAAUACUAUACAAUCCUGGGGAAAUGGAUCCACCUCCUGAGAGCUCUCCUUCAGCCUCGCCUCCCAAAGAACCCGUGCCUAGAAACCGAAGCGGUCAGGCUGCAGACAUGGUAGCAGGCGAAUCAUUUAUUCCCUCUGGCAUGCGCAGUCCCCCUCGACGAUCACUCUUCUCUCCACCGAGUCUCAAUACUCGCUCCACCAUGCCUCCUCAUGGGCAGGCGGGCAUGAGCAACUUGAACAGAUCAGCCAUGUUGGGCAUGGAUCAGAGAAGCCGGGAGCGUGCUGCCCGAAGGCUGUCCUCGGCCGACCUGAGUAUUCUAUCCGAUAACACAAAUCUUCCCUUUGUUGGGGACAUUAAUACUGGCUUGGCGGGUAGUUUCCAGACACAGAUGGCCAUGGCUAUGAUGAAGGACAGUCGACUGCGAAGUGCUGGAGGAGCUGACUCGGCGGAUCGCGAUAGGAUGGGAAGGCUGGUUCUCGCUCGGAUGAAGACUCUGGAAGAAAGCUUUGCAGAUGUCAUCAAGGAGAUGCGCGAUAUGAAGAGCUCUACAGCCCCAACGACGAGACGAAAUUCAUCUGGCGAAGACCUGAAGAUGGGAUCUCCUCUUGAAAUGGGGAGACCAGAUCGACCAAAGAGCCGCAAGGGGACAGCAACGCCAAAGAAGGCGACUAACAAGAGACCCGGCAGUCGACGGAGCAUGAAGGAGAGCAAACUUGGGUUGACAAUGACGGCUGAUGUUAAAGGCAAAGGGAAAUACAUUGCCUAUUCGACAGAGGAAGAAGGCGAAGGAGCAGGCGAUGCUCUUGAUUCAGAGAAAAGAAGCUCCUUGUAAAUCUCCGCCAGCCAUUUUUCCUUCUCUUUUCUUUUCUUUUCUCAUGGCCCUCUUUUCCCCCGACUCUUUGUCUAUAGGGGGAUUCUAGGGCCUACUAAGAGCAUGUACCGGCGUUGGAGGGAAGCGUUUGAUAGCUUUUGUGUCCAGUUACGUGUAUGGGGUUUGAGAUAUCUAUUUGUUUCGGCGGACGAGGUCUGGGGCUGAAAAUGGGGGGAUUGGCUAUGUCUAAGCCAAGAUGAAGCUGCGAUUGAUGGGAGAUGCGUUGGCAAGGUCCAUGUCGGCUUUUCUUUUAUAUCACUUUUUGCAUGAGAUGCAUUAUACGAUGCGGCUGUAGCUCGAUUAUAUCAUUUUGUAGGACGACUGACGUCGAAGAUGGUUUCAUCUACACAAAUAUCAAAACGAAACAGUAUUGCAGCUG
Messenger RNA from Trichoderma virens Gv29-8, 4021 nucleotides. RefSeq lists its product as uncharacterized. Gene Ontology annotation, cellular component: membrane. Bases 1 to 3603 code for a protein of 1200 amino acids. Gene Ontology annotation, biological process: monoatomic ion transport; transmembrane transport. Gene Ontology annotation, molecular function: monoatomic ion channel activity. The transcript has 6 exons. The record is from RefSeq and is a predicted model, not a curated record. Lineage: Eukaryota; Fungi; Ascomycota; Sordariomycetes; Hypocreales; Hypocreaceae.